Molecule: messenger RNA, 2751 nt
Organism: Epithele typhae
Lineage: Eukaryota; Fungi; Basidiomycota; Agaricomycetes; Polyporales; Epitheliaceae
Exons: 7
Coding region: 1-2751 (916 amino acids)
Source: RefSeq, a predicted model, not a curated record
AUGGCGCCCCCGAGCGAGCCCUCUCAGCACCCUUCAUCGUCCCGGAGCUAUACAGCUAAGGAUCCUGACGACAAGGCCGUACCCGCAAGCGAAGAAUCCUCCGAAUGUGAUCUCGAUUCCAACAAGUCUCAAUCAACGAUCCUCCAGGAUCAUCGACCUCCAAUAACUACCAUCCCAGCCACGGCCUACAACAUACCAAUGAUCCACGUGUUUCCAAAGGAGACGAGCAGGCAGUCCUAUGCUCAACCUUCUGUCAACCUACUUUCGUCGUCUCAUUACUCAAGGCUUGCGGGGGAGACGAAGAAGCAUAUCCUUGGACCCAUGCCGGUGCAAACCUUUUUGGAACAUUUUCUCAAAUGCAACCAAAUUGGCAAGGAUGAUAUGUCUGACCCCACCGACGCUUUCAUUGGCAUCCCAAGUGCGCCAUCCAAGGAGGAAGAUAUCUAUAGUCCAUUGGUCGAAGCCGUGAACAGGACGGCUGACAGAGAAUCUCGGUGCCCUGGCUUCGUAUUCUGCAUCACCGCCAAACGACCGGAUACAAGCGAAGCAGGGGAGCAUGGUCAAGGUGCUGUCAAGCCCGACGUUUCCGCCUAUCCCGAGGUACACUAUCACUACCUCUCGAGCAAAUAUCCGCAUAGCGCCGGCGUUCGGACCGACAUGGGUUUCGUCGCUCUCUUCAUUGAGAUCAAGAAAAACAAAAGCGAGGACUGUUUCGUCGACCCCAUCGUUGACAACGACUUCGUACCACGACCCGCCUCAUUUACAAACAACAAUUCGGAUGAGCAUCUCGGCCAGAUCAUCAACUACGCCCUGGAGGUAGUGAAGCGACAACAUCGUCAGCAUGUGUUCUCUGUGUCCCUUUGCGGUACCAGCGCACGGCUCAUUCGCUGGGAUCGGGCGGGCGCCGUCGUGUCCAGGGCGUUCGAUAUCCUCACCCAUCCGCACCUGCUAUGCGAAUUCUUGUGGUGUUACGCACGGAUCAGUCAGCACGAUCGCGGCUUCGAUUGUAGCGUCCAGCUUGGAACCCUCGCGGACGACGAGCUCUUCCAAAAGGAGAUCACGAAACAUAUACGAACCCAGGUGGCAAGGCUGCGAAUCGGUACAUUUAAGGUCCGUGGUUCGAGCGAGUACUACCUGAUGGAGCAUCGCGAUCCAGGAGUCAUCUCGAGCAUACCUCUUUCCCUCCCCCCUGACCCGGAGUUGAUGGAACCGGCCCGUCAAGGCCGUCUACUCAUCUCUCGUCCCAUCGUUGUCCCUCACUCCUUGACUGGGAGGGGAUAUUGGAGGUUCGAGUCUCGCAGGCCCGAGGGCGAUAUACUGCAGGAGCUGUCCAGUUUCGAGGUCCCCCAUAUCCCGACAGUGCUGCACCACAAGGACGUUUCUGGCCCACGCUGCGGCCCCUUGAACAUCACCGACUACCCUGAGGAUUUCGGCCCUAAUCCCAAAGAGCACAUUUUACUCAAGUACACCGACUAUGUGGACGCAGCGUGGGUGUAUCCCGAGGUACGCCAGAACCUGGAGACCGUGAGGAUGGUCCACUAUCGCCUCAUUAUGAAAGAGGCUGGCUAUUUCCUCACGCGCCUUCGGGGGACUCAAGAGCUAUUGUACGCGGGUCGCGGUGUACUUCGAGCACUCACAUAUGCUUACUUCAAUCUUCAUCCGACGGAAGAGUUUCCCAACAAAACCCCACGACUCCAUCGGAAUGUCAGCCCGAACAACAUUAUGCUAUACCGUGAUGUCGGUAGCGAAAAGCCUCGCAGGUACCCAAGGACGGGAUACCUGAUCAACUGGGAUGUCUCACACACCGCGCCGACGAACCCGGACGAACCCGAGACCAACGACCCCAUGGCCCCGGAUGAGAAGAAAGACGUGGCAGCUUCGGUCGAUUUUCCAUUCACCGCCUAUCAGCCGCUCUACCACUUGGUUGAACGAAGCAUAGGCUUCAAACUCGAUUCGAAAGGAAUCCCUCUCUACUCGACGAUUCUACAUGACAUCGACUCGCUUCUGUACUCGGUGCUUUACUGUGCCUUGUUCUACACGGAGGACGGCUUGCCCCCAGGAAUCAAAGGGGGCGUCACACUCACGUUAUUCCCCGACGUACAGAAGGCAGCGCUUCUGCAACCAGGGAAUCUUCUGGCCCCUUUAGGGAAGAAGGAAUACGGCGAGCGCAUCCACCAGACCAUUCCGCUCUGGAAAGCUCCGGGCAUGCGGUCUUGGGCUGAUCUGGUCACCCGCUGGGCGGAUAUCCGCACUAGGGAUUUGAGCACCGCCGUACAGCCAACAGAGGAUCUUCAAGAGUACAUCAAGUCCCUCCGCUGCUCCUGGACCAGUAUCCUCAGCGACAACGCCCUCUUCGCUGAGCAUGGACGCUCGGAUGCGCGCGACCCCCGGCCGAAGAUCAGAAACCACCGAGCGACGUCGACCGCCUCCAGUUCGACAAGCGUCCUCAGCACCAUUCCAGAAAUCACCGGGGCUCUCGAGGAGGACGAUAGUAGUGUCGUUCUGCCCGGCGAUGCGUACGACCUCAUGGAGGCCGAUGAGGACAUGAUUCUCGAAGAUGACGGGUCAGACACUGUUUCCGCUCCCCCCGACACCGCGACGGUCCGAACCACACGGUCUCGUGCCGCCACGGUCUACGCCCGUUCGUCCCGGCCGGACAUAACGCCGCCGAGUCCAGGACCUUCGCGCCCCAACGUCGAACAUAGGAAGACCCGUGCGGGCUCCCGCUCGAAGCAGCCUAUCUUGUCGUGA